Messenger RNA from Rotaria sp. Silwood2, 1128 nucleotides. The record is from the annotation of a GenBank genome assembly. NCBI's taxonomy places the organism in Eukaryota, Metazoa, Rotifera, Eurotatoria, Philodinida, Philodinidae.
GCAUUACUGUGUAGAUUGUAGAGCUUUUCACGCUGCACUUUUUAUUUUAACAAUCGACAAAAUUUUGAGCAAUCAAAUUUCGACCAUGGGAAAAAGAUAAUGUUUUCGAUACAACGAAUUCAUUCUUUAUUAUUUCAUUGUUUCAUCAUCUGAUAUGCUUGAUCAAAGGAAAAACUAAAUAUGCCACAAGAUGCAGCGUGAAAAGCUCUACAAUCUACACAGUAAUGCUUGUUGUAAUUGUUUUCAGAAAAAUGGAAAUUCUAUGCAAACAAUUUUUGCAAUGCCCAAAAUUUGUUUCCUCAAAACUUUGUCUAUUUUGAAACAAAAAGUGCAGCUAUAAAAGAAGUGGUCUUAUAUAAAUUGUAGAGCUUUUCACGCUGCAUCUUAUGAUAUAUUUUGGCUGUUCAUAGGGUGUGGGUGGGAUGUGGGUGUGGAUGCGGGUGGCGUGUGGGCGUGGGUGUGAGUUUCUUUCUAUCGGAAGAGACACACAACCUACACGAACACCCCACACCUAUACCCACCAACCCACACCCUAAUGAAUGUAAGUUUUGAGUUGAAUUUUUAUGGUUUCCUCUCAUCGUUCAUAGCAACCAUGAACAACAGGCGCAUUUAAGACAUCAAAAAUCAUGGAUAGCCAUGCAUUGAUUUGUCAUUGUCUUCAAACGAUCAAGUUAUAACUUUGGAAAAAAAACCAACAUUAAUGUGUUUCCAAUUUUAUCGUGAUAUACAUAUGUAUAAGUGUGUUGAAAUCUACUGUAUAUAUACUAAAUAUGUACAACAGGCUUAUUUGUCAGUUAAAUCAAUGGUUAGAACAAUAAUAAUAUCAAAUUGAGGAAAAUGAAAUACGGAAAUGUCCACUUUUUAACUCUAACAGGGCUGCGCUGAUAAGCUUUUUAACAAAACUCUUUAUUCUAUAUUUACUAAGAAAGAUCAAUCAAAAGAAAAUUUUGCUAAACUUGAUUUUUUUUUCAGGAACUUCUAGUUCAUCAUAUAUUAAUUAAUAAAGAUUAUUUUGAUAAAAUUGAAAAACAAUUAUUAAAUUCUGAUUCUCAAGUUUCAUCUAUAUCUUCUGUUAUUCAAUUAUCUCAACCAUCAUCAUCAACAGUAAUAACUAUUUCUGAACCAUAA